This is a messenger RNA of Eruca vesicaria subsp. sativa (arugula), 1553 nucleotides long. Lineage: Eukaryota; Viridiplantae; Streptophyta; Magnoliopsida; Brassicales; Brassicaceae. The record is from the annotation of a GenBank genome assembly.
AUACCAUUUUCACGUUCUCCACAGCCAAACAAAGCAAAAAAAUGGUGAUCUCUUUGCUCUGUCUUUGCUUCAUUACUUUCUUUACAUCAAUCUUUCUCGUUAAGAAGAUUAAACAAUUCAAAUGGAAUCUCCCUCCAACCCCUCCUACGUUCCCAGUCAUCGGAAACUUACACCAAAUCGGAGAACUGCCUCACAGGUCACUUCAAAGUCUAGCCCAAAGAUUCGGACCAGUGAUGCUUAUUCACUUUGGGUUUGUACCUGUGGUUGUAGUCACAUCUAAAGAAGCAGCUGAAGAAGUUCUCAGAACUCACGACCUAGACUGUUGCAGCAGGCCUAAGCUCGUGGGGACAAGGCUACUCUCACGGGACUUUAAAGAUGUCGGUUUCACGCCAUACGGUGAAGAGUGGAAGGUGCGUCGCAAGUUUGCUGUCCGUGAGCUUUUCUGUCUUAAAAAGGUUCAGUCCUUUAGACAUAUAAGAGAGGAAGAAUGUAACUUUCUUGUCAAGAAACUGUCGGAAUCUGCCGUGGAUCAAACUCCGGUUGAUUUGAGCAAAACCCUUUUUUGGUUAACUGCGAGUAUCUUGUUUAGGGUUGCCUUAGGACAGAACUUCCACAAGAGCAAGUUUAUUGAUAAAGAAGAGAUAGAAGAGCUUGUGUUUGAAGCAGAGACUGCCCUAGCUAGUUUCACUUGUUCUGAUUUUUUCCCUGUUGCUGGACUUGGAUGGCUUGUUGACUGGCUUUCUGGACAACACAAGAGGCUCAACGAUGUUUUCUUGAAGCUAGAUACUCUGUUUCAGCAUGUCAUUGAUGACCAUUUGAGUCCUGGAAGAACUAAAGAUCAUGAAGACAUCAUUGAUGCAAUGUUGGAUGUGAUUCAUAAACAAGGCAAAAAUGAUUCCUUGCAGCUCACGGUAGAUCAUAUCAAGGGCUUUCUUGCGAAUAUCUUUCUAGCAGGGAUAGACACAGGGGCCAUCACCAUGAUAUGGGCAAUGACGGAGCUUGCUAAAAACCCUAAACUGAUGAAAAAAGUUCAAGACGAGAUAAGAGAGUGCCUUGGCAACAAUAAGGAGACAAUCACUGAAGAAGAUGUCGAUAAAGUUCCUUACUUGAAGCUGGUAAUAAAAGAAACAUUUAGAUUACAUCCUGCAGCUCCUCUUAUACUCCCAAGGGAAACAAUGUCACACAUGAAAGUUCAAGGCUAUGAUAUUCUUCCCAAGACACGGAUCCUGGUCAACACUUAUGCGAUAGGAAGAGAUCCUAAACUCUGGACAGAACCCGAAGAGUUUAACCCUGAGAGGUUUAUUGAUAGUCCUGUGGAUUAUAGAGGACAACAUUACGAGCUCUUACCAUUUGGGUCUGGUCGAAGGAUGUGUCCUGGGAUGCCCAUGGGGAUCGCUACUGUUGAGUUAGGACUCUUGAACUUACUUUACUUCUUUGAUUGGAGAGUUCCUGAUGGAAUGACACAUAAGGAUAUCGACACAGAAGAAGCUGGUACUCUUACCACCGUCAAGAAAGUACCUCUGAAGCUUGUACCAGUUCGAGUUAUUUGAUCA